Messenger RNA from Theobroma cacao (cacao), 2308 nucleotides. RefSeq lists its product as uncharacterized. Gene Ontology annotation, molecular function: protein serine/threonine kinase activity; ATP binding. The record is from RefSeq and is a predicted model, not a curated record. Gene Ontology annotation, biological process: protein phosphorylation. NCBI's taxonomy places the organism in Eukaryota, Viridiplantae, Streptophyta, Magnoliopsida, Malvales, Malvaceae.
GAGAAUCACGCGCGCGACAAGAAAACGGAAAACCUUUCUUUCUUCCUUCCCUUUCUCUGAUUCUGAUACAAAUUUUCUGUUUCCCAUGCGCAUUUUCUUUUGGAAAAAAUAAAUAAAACGAGGCGAAAUAGCCGCGAGCGCUUUUCGCGAAUUGUAUUGUCUCACGCAAACUACGCGGUGAAGUUUGAUUAGAGGGAUGGAUUCGGCGAGGAGUUGGUUUUUGAAGCUACAGCCGAGGGAUAAGAUGAGGGCUUCCACGAGGAGGAAGGGGCCCUCGGCCAGCGGUGAAGGAGGAGGAGAAGGGAAUGACGAAGCGAAUAUGGACGAAGAGGCUCUCUCCAAUGUCACCAAACAAAAGGUCGCCGCUGCCAAGCAGUACAUUGAGAAUCAUUACAAGGAACAAAUGAAGAAUCUGCAAGAAAGAAGAGAGCGACGGACGAUCCUGGAAAAGAAGUUGGCAGAUGCUGACGUCUCUGAGGAAGAUCAAAAUAACUUAAUAAAGUUCUUGGAGAAAAAGGAAACCGAAUACAUGCGCCUUCAGAGGCAUAAAAUGGGUGUUGAUGACUUUGAAUUAUUAACUAUGAUUGGCAAGGGUGCAUUCGGAGAGGUUAGAGUUUGUAGGGAAAAGACAACAGGCCAUAUAUAUGCUAUGAAGAAGCUUAAAAAAUCAGAAAUGCUGCGUAGAGGCCAGGUUGAGCAUGUGAAAGCUGAAAGGAACCUGCUUGCAGAAGUUGACAGCAAUUGCAUUGUCAAACUCUACUGUUCUUUCCAAGAUGAGGAGUUCCUUUAUCUUAUAAUGGAAUAUCUACCUGGUGGAGAUAUGAUGACGUUACUUAUGAGAAAGGAUAUCUUGACUGAAGAUGAAGCUAGAUUUUAUGUUGCAGAGACAGUUUUGGCUAUUGAAUCUAUCCACAAGCACAAUUAUAUUCAUAGGGAUAUCAAGCCUGACAACUUGCUAUUGGAUAGAUAUGGACACUUGAGAUUGUCAGAUUUUGGACUAUGUAAACCUUUAGAUUGCAGUACUCUCCAAGAACAUGAUUUUUCGGUAGGAGGCAACAUUAAUGGGGUUACACAGAAUGAUGAACGCCCAUCAGCUCCAAAACGAACACAGCAAGAGCAACUACAGCAUUGGCAAAAGAAUCGGAGAAUGCUUGCUUAUUCUACUGUUGGUACUCCCGAUUAUAUAGCUCCAGAAGUCCUCUUGAAGAAAGGUUAUGGAAUGGAAUGUGAUUGGUGGUCACUUGGUGCCAUUAUGUAUGAAAUGCUUGUGGGAUAUCCACCAUUUUAUUCGGAUGAUCCAAUGUCAACUUGUAGGAAGAUAGUAAACUGGAGAACUCAUCUUAAGUUUCCUGAAGAAGCAAAGUUAUCUGCAGAGGCAAAAGACUUGAUUAGCAGACUCUUGUGCAAUGUCAAUCAGAGACUAGGAUCAAAAGGGGCAGGUGAAAUUAAGGACCACCCAUGGUUUCAAGGUGUGGACUGGGAUAGGAUAUAUCAAAUGGAUGCUGCUUUUAUUCCUGAGGUUAAUGAUGAGCUAGAUACUCAAAAUUUUGAAAAGUUUGAGGAGUCUGAGAACCAGAGUCAAACACAAGCAAAAACAGGUCCGUGGAGGAAGAUGCUUUCAUCAAAGGACAUCAAUUUUGUGGGGUACACAUACAAAAAUUUUGAAAUUGUCAAUGGUUAUCAAGUGCCUGGGAUGGCUGAGUUGAAGAAGAAGAACACGAAACCAAGGAGGCCGUCGAUCAAGUCACUUUUUGAGGGUGAGUCAGAGUCAUCAGAUACUUCAGACUCGACUACUAGUGAUCAGCCUGUUCAAGGGAGCUUUUUGAAUCUGUUGCCUCCCCAACUGGAAGCCACUGAAAAGCAGUGUGGAUCCCAGUAACUCGGCCCAUCUUUCGGACUGUUAGAAGACAAGUUCGUCUGCGGGUCACUAACCAAUCACAUUCUGACACUCAAACGGCGUUUUUCCAUGACACCUUUUACAUUUGGAUAUGUUUGUGGCUGUAUCUGCAGGAACUUCAGGUUUGAUAGAACAGCUUAAGGCUUAGAUGCCAAGGAAAGCUACUGCUUAUCAAUGUUGACUUGGGCAAGAGUGGAUUAAAGUUUUAUUUGUUUCUUCUUUUAAAAUAAAGAUCAAAACAAACAGGGAGUAUAGAAAAGGAAAAAGAAAAAGAAGGGAGUGUGAGGAGUAACUACUGAUUCAUUCUCUAAUGAUAGGUGUAAAAUAUUUUCUUCUUUAGUAGUGUCAAAAGCAGCAAAAUGUUGUACAAAGACACUCUUUUAAUUUAUACCAUCAUGUAUGCAUGCAUUA